AACGCGUCGAACACUUCUUCGAGUGAGCAGUUUGGCUCUUUUGAAGAGGGGCUGGACGAGCAUUUCUGACGGUUGGUGGUUGCAUGUGGCAGCCAACCGGAAGUCUGCUGCCCGCUUCGACUUGCAGAAGAGUGACGCCAGCAACGCGACCGUCCCAGUCUCCUUCCACUUUCGACGACAAGGCGACUUUUACUCUGCUCCUCCGCGUCGAGACGAGAACGAUCUUCGGCCAGAAUCGAAACUAGCCAAAUGGUAUGUCAUGAUGCGUUGGUGGAACGCUUCAACUGGAGCUAUACAAUUCGUGAUGAACUCGGCCCUACCGCUUUGCGUCGACGGCGUUAUUGGAUCAUUCUUGCUGAGACCAUUUCCGAAGCAAUGA
Molecule: messenger RNA, 379 nt
Organism: Protopolystoma xenopodis
Lineage: Eukaryota; Metazoa; Platyhelminthes; Monogenea; Polystomatidea; Polystomatidae
Source: the annotation of a GenBank genome assembly